Messenger RNA from Lasiosphaeria miniovina, 1577 nucleotides. RefSeq names its product beta-lactamase-like protein. The coding region runs from base 342 to 1520 and encodes 392 amino acids. Lineage: Eukaryota; Fungi; Ascomycota; Sordariomycetes; Sordariales; Lasiosphaeriaceae. The transcript is spliced from 2 exons. The record is from RefSeq and is a predicted model, not a curated record.
UACUCAGUCUUAAAAAAAAAGGGGAGAUUUCUGAAAUGACAUGCAAUCGGACACUUCGUGCGGCCCUGAGUCUGAGUGAGUCGUGUUUCGUGGAUGCAAGGGUCGGGCGUGACUUUGUUGCCAACUCUGGGCCUUAGCUGAAACCCUGGGUAGGCUGACAGGACUAUACCCCGGGUGACUAGACCGUGCCGCUGGGGGCUGUUGUAGGUGCAGGUACCUUGGUGACCGUAUAUAAGCCAUCCCCGACCGCUGUGUUAGUGAUUUGGUGAGACUCUGGUCUUGGCAUCUUGGCAGCAUCACGAGCAAUCCAACAAUUGCAAAAUUCGUGACGACAUACAUCCAUGACCAUGGCCUCCUCCGCGUGCCUGACACGUCCCAAGACGCCUCCACCGCUGAACAUCCCGUCCUCGUCCGCGACGGUGACGGUGAAGGUGAUCGACUCAACGACGUCGCUGUUCCUCGACCCGCCCUUGUUCUGGCGCCCGGCGAUGAAAGGGUUCGACGGAAUCCACGUGCCCAUCUACUGCUUCCUCGUCUCGCACGGCGACCGCCACGUGCUGUUCGACCUGGGCGUCCGGCGCGACUGGGACAACUACGCCCCCAAGACGGUCGACCUGAUCCGCCGCACAACGCAAUGCCACGCUGAGAAGAACGUGUCCGAGAUCCUGGACGCGCACGCCAAUGCCGUCGACACCGACGCCGCCGCCGCCGCCGCCGCCGCCGCGGUCCGCAGCACCGACAUCGAGGCCGUCAUCUGGUCGCACCACCACUUCGACCACAUCGGCGACCCGUCCACCUUCCCGGCGUCGACGGCGCUCGUCGUCGGACCGGGCGUGCCGGAGGUGUGCUGGCCGGGAUACCCGCGCAAUCCGGAGGCCAUGGUACUCGACGCCGACAUUGCGGGGCGCGAGGUGCGCGAGAUUGACUUCUCGGCGCACCCGCUGCGAGUCGGCCGCUUCGACGCCUUUGACUACUUUGGCGACGGGUCCUUCUACCUGCUCGACGCGCCGGGCCAUAGCGUUGGCCACAUCACGGCGCUGGCGCGCGUGACAGCAGGAGACGGCGAGGACUCGUUCGUCUUCAUGGGCGCCGACGCUUGUCACCACCCGGGGGUGCUGCGACCGAGUGCGUACCUGCCGCUGCCGGUGCAAAUGGAAUUGGACAUGGCGCAGAAGCAACCGACAGCGGCGGCGACCGCGAGUAGCCGCAGCGGCGUCUGCGCGUGUCCGGGCGAGGCGUUUCAGCGUGUGCAGCGCAACGGCGACGCGGCCGAGCCCUUCUUCGUGGUGUCGCCGGUGCUGUUCCCAGACCGGCCGGCGGCCAUGGAGACAGUGCGCAAGAUUGCCGAGAUGGACGCGGCGGACAAUGUGUUUGUGAUUUUGGCUCACGACGAGUCGAUUCUCGGCCGCAUCGACCUGUUUCCGCGCGAAAUCAAUGGGUGGCGGGCAAGAGGGCUGGGGUCCGAGACCAGGUGGCUGUUCUGCAAAGAUUUUGGGGGCGCGAUCGACGUGCAAGAGUAGGGCCGGGGCCCGAAUUGGGAAGAUUGAAGGUGGAGAGGUUCAUGCAGGUGGAGGCGU